Messenger RNA from Arabidopsis thaliana (thale cress), 737 nucleotides. RefSeq lists its product as uncharacterized. Lineage: Eukaryota; Viridiplantae; Streptophyta; Magnoliopsida; Brassicales; Brassicaceae. The transcript has a single exon. The record is from RefSeq and is marked reviewed. The coding region runs from base 218 to 430 and encodes 70 amino acids.
GGGCCGACCAAAAAAAAAGAUGACCGUUGAGAUUUAAACGUUAAGCUUUAAAGCUUUACAAGACAUAAACGUUGCGGACAGAAUCGGAUCCUUCCAGAGCCUCCCACAAACUCAUACAUAUAAAUACAUGUGAAGUAGAAUCAAAGCAAGAACAAGAGUCCAAGAAUAAAAAUCAAUCAGAAAGAAGAUUGAACAUAGAUCUCAAGAGUCAAGAUCGAUGGGUUUGGUUGUGGUCAUAUCUCUGCCUCUAAUUUUCUUCUGUCUACUUCUCGGAUUUGGCUGCUACUUCCUCGGAAAAUCUCGCGGCCGUCGUGAGAUCCGUACAAAUCCUCAGGUGUAUGGAGCUCCAGCUCCGCCUCCCGGUGCUAUCGCCGCCUCCUCUCCGCCGUUGUCUCCACACGCCAAGCCCGACAAUUCUCACAACGUCUGAUUUUCCUUCAUUUUCUCUUCUUUGUCUGUCUUGCUUGUCUCUAUUGGAAGAUGCUUUUGUUUGACUUAUUGUGAAUUGUUGUAACUUGUAAUCUUUUGAUUGUCUUUAGUUUUCUUGGGAUGAAUUUCCUUCUUUAUUUGUGUAUUUUCCUAUCUCUUUGAUGUAAAUAAGAAAGCUAGUAAUGGUUUACACAUUGAUUAUUCUAUAAGAAACAUCUAGAAAAGAAAAAAAAGGAAAAAAAACAUCUAGAAAUAUAUCAGAACUUCUUUCACAAAAGAAUAAUAUAUAUCAGAACUGCGUGUUAUUA